Messenger RNA from Cryptomeria japonica (Japanese cedar), 2658 nucleotides. Its product is annotated as ATP-dependent RNA helicase HAS1. The record is from RefSeq and is a predicted model, not a curated record. The coding region runs from base 161 to 2194 and encodes 677 amino acids. Gene Ontology annotation, biological process: maturation of LSU-rRNA from tricistronic rRNA transcript (SSU-rRNA, 5.8S rRNA, LSU-rRNA). The transcript is spliced from 13 exons. Lineage: Eukaryota; Viridiplantae; Streptophyta; Pinopsida; Cupressales; Cupressaceae. Gene Ontology annotation, molecular function: RNA helicase activity; nucleic acid binding; ATP binding. Gene Ontology annotation, cellular component: nucleolus.
GAUUGCUUUUAGGCGUACAAAGAAAAUUAUUUGUUUCUCUCACGAGGAUCAACUACAGAAAUAAUUUCGUAACAAUAUAGGGUUGAUCGCUUUUACUGUAAAUGUUUUUGGAUUGAUAGCGGAAGACAAAAUUUUCAGGGUUCACGGUUGAUCGAGUGCCAUGGAGGAAAUUGAAGUUCAGGGUUCAAAUCCCGCCGAAGAGACAAAUGUGGCUUUAACAGAUAAGAAACGGAAAAAAUCUCAUGAAAAGAAGAAGAAGCAGCAGCUCGAAAAUAAUGCAGAAGAUCUAACAGAACAGGUUCAACCGGAAAUGAAUGGAAUGGAUGCAUCUCAUGAAAAGAAGAAGAAGAAGAAGCAGCUCGAAAAUAAUGCAGAAGGCCUCACAGAACAGGUUCAACCUGAAAUGAAUGGAAUGGAUGCAGCUGACGAAACGAAUGGAAUGGAUGUAACGGACCAAGGGUUUGGCGAAGUAAAGAAAAAGAGCAAGAAGAAUAAGAAAAGAAAAAGUGAUUUUAACACUGAAGAGGAUGAAGUAAAACAAGAGGAAAGCGAAGUUGCUGCUGACAGGAACCGCGAAACAUUAGAUGGAGGAGGCAACGUCUCUGAUAAACUUGAAAACAAAAAAGCGAAAAAGAUAAAGUUUUCUAUCGAGCGGCUAGAAGGGGCGACUGCUAAUGUUUCUGGAAUCAUGAGUAGUAUGUCAUUUGAUACACUUAAGCUGUCGGAGCCGACUUCUAAUGCCAUAAAGGACAUGGGUUUUGAGAACAUGACAGAGAUUCAAUCCAGAUCCAUUCCAGAGUUAAUGAGAGGCUCUGAUGUCCUUGGAGCAGCUAGAACUGGUUCAGGAAAGACGCUUGCUUUUUUGAUCCCAGCUGUAGAAUUGUUAUACCAUAUAUGUUUUACACCUCGCAAUGGUACUGGUGUGAUCAUCAUUUCUCCAACUCGAGAGCUUGCCAUGCAGAUAUACGGUGUGGCAAAGGAUCUUAUGAAAUAUCACAAACAAACACAUGGCUUAGUAAUUGGAGGUGCUACACGUAGAGUUGAGGCAGAACGGCUUGCAAAGGGGGUAAACUUAUUGGUUGGAACUCCUGGUAGACUUUUGGAUCACCUUCAGAACACCAAAGGCUUUAUAUAUAAAAAUUUAAAGUGCCUAGUGAUUGAUGAAGCUGAUCGUAUUCUAGAGAUAGGUUUUGAGGAGGAAAUGAAACAGAUCAUCAAAAUCCUUCCAAAGGAGCGUCAAACUUCCCUUUUUUCUGCCACACAAACAACAAAGGUUGAAGACCUUGCACGUGUAUCAUUUCGGCAUGCACCCAAGUAUAUUGGAGUUGAUGAUGGGAGAUCUAAGGCUACAGUGGAAGGCUUGGAGCAAGGCUACUGUGUUGUGCCAAGUGCAAAGAGAUUUCUUCUUUUAUUCACGUUUUUGAAGAAGAAUAAGUCAAAAAAGAUAAUGGUCUUUUUUUCAUCUUGUAACUCUGUAAAGUUCCACAGUGAGCUUUUGAAUUACAUUGACAUGCCAUGCCAUGAUAUUCAUGGCAAGCAAAAGCAGCAGAAACGAACCACCACUUAUUUUGAAUUCUGUAAUGCUGAGAAAGGUGUACUGCUUUGUACUGAUGUUGCAGCCAGAGGACUUGACAUCCCAGCUGUGGAUUGGAUUAUUCAAUAUGAUCCUCCUGAUGAUCCAAAGGAGUACAUCCACAGGGUUGGUCGAACAGCUCGUGGUGAGGGUGGAAGAGGCAAAGCUUUGUUAUUUCUCAUUCCUGAGGAGUUGCAGUUUCUUCGGUAUUUGAAGGGUGCCAAAGUGCCACUGCAUGAAUAUCAGUAUGAUGAGAAGAAGACUGCAAAUGUGCAGUCACAACUGGAAAAACUGAUUGAAAAGAACUAUUACCUUCACCAGUCUGCCCGUGAUGCCUACAGAUCAUAUAUUUUGGCAUAUAAUUCCCACUCUAUGAAGGAUAUAUUCAAUGUUCAUCGUCUUGAUCUUCAGGCUGUGGCUACAUCUUUUGGUUUCAAUUGCCCACCCAAGGUCAAUCUUAACAUUGAUAGCAAUGCGUCAAAGUUCAAAAAGAAGGCUGGGCAUUCAAUAAAAGGUGGCAAAGGAAAAGUUGAUAGUAGAAAGAGUGGUCAUUAUUUCAGUUCAAAUAAUCCAUAUGGGAAACGACCAGAGGGAGAUAAGAGGCAGUUUGUGCGUUACUAAGAGCAGCUGUAUUCAAACAAAAGCUUCACAAGCCCACAGCCUGGCCUUAAAAUAGAUCAAAACCAGGAAACAAUUUCCUCCCUGAAGAGGUUUCAGCCCUCUAAUGCUACCAGUUGCCGGCAAUCAUCAUUCUAUAUGGUAAUUUAUCAAUCAUUUCACCAGUGGUGAAAUGAUUUUCCUCUUUUGGAGAAAAAGAUGUCUCCUGCAUCUCUGAUUUUGUACUUGUAGUCUACUGUCACAUUUAAUUCUGUAUUUCAUAAUCUAUAAUUUUGUUCAAUCAGUUUUGAAGGCUAUAAUGCGGCAUUUUUUCCCUUAACCUGCAUUUAUAAACUAUGACUGUCUUUGACAGUUAAUGAACCUUAUAAUGCAGAAUUUUUUCACAAGAGGCUUGCCAAUUCAUGUAUGCUUGCCAAAUUAGAUGCAAGCAAUAUAAUCUUGAAUCAAUUUUUAAAAGGUUUUACUUA